This is a messenger RNA of Sebastes umbrosus (honeycomb rockfish), 2847 nucleotides long. It is a transcript of the gene c23h12orf56, whose product is annotated as chromosome 23 C12orf56 homolog. Lineage: Eukaryota; Metazoa; Chordata; Actinopteri; Perciformes; Sebastidae. Bases 53 to 1819 code for a protein of 588 amino acids. The transcript has 14 exons. The record is from RefSeq and is a predicted model, not a curated record.
GGACAACGGGACGACCGGUGAAGUUCAGACCGAACGUCACAAAGUCACCGUCAUGGCUCGUACCGGCUCCUGUGGCUCCGGUACCCUCCUCUCCCACCGGAACAUCAAGCUGGACUCGUUCCUGAAGCGCAACACGGAGCGGACCGUGUACGAACAGAUCCGAGCCUACGAGCCGUGCGUGGUGAUAUCAGAGACCGUUAAUAAAGUGUACAUGCACGUUGUCAUGAGCGACGAGUGCGUGUACAUCACCGAGUACCCGCCGCGCACGCUCACCGAAGCCUGUAGCUUCAGGCGCGUGCGUGACAUCGAGUUGGUCAAUGACCUACCAGAUUUCCUCCAUGGGAAGGACCGGGAACUCUGCCAGCACAUACGAAUCACCUACAUCACUGACAAGCCUGCUGCGAGGAGCCGUGAUUGGCUGAGGAGAGAGAGGAGGGUGGGACUUCCUCCUGCAGCCUCGUCGUCUCGCAGACCCAGCCACUGCCCAACAAUAACACACACCGUAGAAGGAUAUCCUGGACAGAGGAUCCCCGGUGAAAGGGGGACCCAACCCAAACGUCCUUCCACACGUUCUGCCUCCUGUCCAGACCCGGAGACUCUGGGCCUCCUCAGGGUCCCACACCCUCCCACCCAGCCUCCCUCCACAGAGCCCUCCCCCACCGGCUCCCCCACCGCUCCUCUGUCACCCUCAGAUCACAGGCUGAACGUCCCUGACACUGGACAGGUCCCGAGGGGAAUCGGUUCAGUUCUGUCUCGCCUGUUGAGAAGAGACGAUGAGAGCAGCGGAGAGGAGAGGGAGGCUGAGCUGCAUCUUUACGCCGUAUCACACACGUCCAGACUUUACCUCCAUCUACAGAGCUUGUGGAACAGCUUCAUUAUCAGGUCCACUCUGUUGUUGGACCCGCUCUACAGAAGGAAGUGCUCGUCUGGCUCCUCUCCUGGAAGGCGACUUCCUGCCAUCAGCUGGGAGAGGACAGCUCACCUGUUUGGUCAGCUGAGCUCUGAGCUCCUGCAGGAGGGGAUCAGCGUGGAGAGUCUCUACAUGCUGCUGCAAGAGCUGAGGACUGCUGCUCACCGCAACGUCGCACUACGACGUCUCUUCUGGAGGUCCAGUGAGGUGUGCGUCUUCCUAGUUCAGACUCUGGAGGAAUCUCUGCACGGAUGUAAGAGCCUCAGUAGAGUCUACACAGCAGAUCAACUACUACUGAGCACUCUGACCGUGCAGACGCUCGCCGUCAUGUUCAGAGAAACGGAGGGCGAACCAGCCAGACUCAACCUACUCUCUGCCAAGAAAGGUGACCUGGCCUCCAGAAUGCUGCUUGCCUUGAUAUGUGAUGCAGAGCUACAAACACGGAACCAAAGAACUCUGGCUGACUGUGAGGCCUUACUAGCUGAGUAUCUGGACGCUGCCUGCUCGCUGCUCUUCGAGCUGCUGCUUUUAGGCCACGAGGCAAGCAGAUGUUCCUCUGCCGACAACUUCCUGUCUGUUGGCUGGAUCCUCGGAGUCCUGCAGCCUCAUCCUCGCCUGUUGUCCUUCAUUGGGUACCAGGCCCAGCAGGUGGUGCUGGUGUUGUCAGACCUGCAGGAGUCCUUUCUGAGUCCAGUUCAGUCUGUGCUGCUAUUCCAGCGCUGUCGCCUCCUGCUGGCCUGCCUGCAGUACAACAGCCAUCUGGCACAGCACCUCCGCUCCCACUUCAGAGAGGAGUUCAGGUACUCUGUGAAGCUGUCAUGUGCUGAGGAGAAGCUGCCGCCUCACUACCCGAUCAGCCAACCAACUCUACGACUGGUCGAGCAGAUCCUGACUCUUAUUCUUCACUGAUGAUCAUCGCACAUGUGCACUUACACCUGGAAACAGUGCUGUGACAGUGUGUGCCUUUACCAACGUCUGAGUGAGUUUAUGCUUUGAGCUGAAUAUACUUUUUGAGUUUCACCACUGCCACGAAUGAACAGAAAUAACGGCACUACUUUCUGUGUAUUUGUUUUGUCAAUAAAUGUUCCUAUAAUGCUGUAUAGCAGAAAUCUUUUCCAGGUUUUAUGAGUGUUAGCAGUGCUUCGAGCUAAAUGCUAACAUGUUGAGCAGGUAUAGUAUUUACCAUGUUCACCAUCUUAGUUUAGCUUGCUAACAUCUGCUAAUUAGCACUCAACACAAAACACUCCACUAGUAUGAUAAUUUUUCCCUUCAUGUUUGGAUUCUGCCUUUGUGUAUAUUUGAACAUGUAGAUGUUUAACCUGUAAAUGUCAGCAAACACUCUAAAUAAAGGUAAUUUCAAGGUGAAGUUGUCCCAAAAACGCAGAAAAGUUAGAAGAACCUGGCUCUCCUUUUGCGGCAACACAUUGCGACGUCAUCCGGCACGGCACCACGGUAGCCAAGGCCAAUCAGAUACAAGCAAGGGCACAUUCAUGGUAGAUUACUUCUGUGUACCGGGCGGUUGUCUCAACGAUAGAGAAAAGAUUACGUCUAACAAGGGUCAGACUGCCUUGAAUGGUGCUCUAGGAGCAGAUUGGGGGUUUCUGGCACAGCUUCACCUACUUCCAAGGUGCAGGGAGAAGGGAAAAUGUCGGAAGAUGUCAAAACUCCAGCAACGUUUGUAGUAUAUAGAACAACUGGGCCUAAAGUUGUUUUAUAUAAAAGUGUUGCUGGAGUUUUGACCUCUUCUAAGUGGUGCUGCUCUGUGGUGCCAGGAAAUGACGUGAACUGUACAUGCUGUUCUUUCAGGAUUACUCUGUGAUGAACUCUCAUGCAAAACCCUGCCAACGACAGUGAUGACAACAGUUAAUCAUUGUUGAUGGCUGAAUUAAAGCUAGGGUUGGUAAUCUUCUUCUACAACCUUUUUUUUUGUUAAUACA